UUAGGGUUUCAACUUUUGGGAUUCGAAAUUCUUUCUCGAUUUAGGGUCUGUGAUUUGUUAUUAGAGUUCGAAUUAGGGUUCUGGGUUUCGAUUUUUUAUUCUGAUAUCGAUUUAGUGUUGUUUUUGAUUAGUUUAGGGUUUUGGAUUUAAUUUUGAAGAAUUUUCAAUUGUUCAUCUGAUUCGGUAGGUCUGGUCUUCUAUUGUUUUGUAUAUGGUUCGUCCGUAAACUAACUAUAGCUUGCAUAUUGUUUUGGUGGUCAUGAGUUUCUUCAGGGUCACUUGAAGACAGCAACACAACACGGGAAGUCACGGAGCAGUUGAGAAUCAUUGAGUCAAAGGGUCACUUGAAGACAGCAACACAACACGGGAAGUGACGGAGCAGUUGAGAAUCAUUGAGUCACAGUAUCAAAUCAGAUGGGCCACGACUACAGCUACUCUCAGCCUGAUUCCUCAGAUCAAUAUGAUCAAUACUCAAACGACACUGAGCAAAGGGAAAUAGAAGCUUUGAUUCGGAUGGAUGAGGCUGAGAGUAGUUUCAUGAAUUCGCAGGCGAGAGUUUACCCUCCUCAACCUGAGGUUGAGUUCGGAUUCCCGAAGGUUUGCUACUGUGGUGGUCAGCCCCUCUUAUCUACAAGUAACAAUAGACGGUUCUUCACAUGUGGGAAUAUUGAUGAUGGAGAGAUGCAUAUUCACAAGUGGUGGGAUGAAGCUGUCAUGGAGGAGAUGAGAGAGAUGGGCAAUCAAUGUGAAGUUUUGUCUCAGAAGGUAGAUAACUUAGCAUUAUCGACUGACUACGGAUCACACAUGAGUGAUGAAACAGAGCAGAAACUGUCACGGAUCGAGAAGGAAGUUUUUGAGAUAGGGAAGAUCCGAAAUAGGUUAAUAAUUGGUUUUGAAUUGAUAGCUUUGGUAGCAAUAGUAGGUAUGGCAUUGGUAGCUUAUGUUUUGGCUAGGUCUCACGGAUCAACAUGAGUUAUUGGUGUAUUGUAACUUUGUUGUCAUUUUGCUAUCACGUUUUGUAUGUAAUUAUUUGGCAUUUUUUGUAUUUGGUAUCACGGGUCUUGUAAAAGUUCACAAUUUGGUA
This is a messenger RNA of Camelina sativa (false flax), 1084 nucleotides long. NCBI's taxonomy places the organism in Eukaryota, Viridiplantae, Streptophyta, Magnoliopsida, Brassicales, Brassicaceae. The record is from RefSeq and is a predicted model, not a curated record.